AUGCUUUUUUAUCAGAUUCCUUUGCUUUUGGUGACAGGGGGUGCUUUUGCUUCUGCCGCGACCUCUUCAUCCUCCGCUUCAAGCAGCUCUUCCACAAAAUGCCCCCUCGCCAAGGAAGAUACUAAAGUUCUCGAGUACACCUACGCACUCUCAAACUUCGUCAACAGCUUCUACGCAUCAGUUCCAUUGAAUCAGAGCGUCGCCGCCGCUGCCUCCAACAGCACCAGCUCCUCAAAGGCAUUAGCCAACAUCGAGGGAAUUGCGAGCUCAAACAACCUAACCAUCAAGGCCAUCCGAGAGCUCAGCUCCCAGGCUCCUGGCUUCAAUGCUCCUAACUGCAGCUAUACGUACCCGAAUGUCACAGGUAUUUCAUCCUUCAUUGGGUAUGCGUACGAGUUUGAAUCCACACUCUCUGGCGCCUUCAUCGGCGCAGCUGGGUACACCAAGUCACCUCAAGUCGCUUUUCUUCUUGCUCGUCUUGCUGCUGAGCACAGCGCUCAUGCUACCUGGAUUGGCAGCCGUGUGAACUCGACCAUCUUCCCGGCAAAUGCCACUUCCUUGGUCGCCGCCUAUAACCCCGACCAAGUUCUCAAUGCUACUACCAAUGCUACUGGAAGCUUGGGUCAGUACUUGGGCGACUGUGUUUCGGCACCAAGGAACCCUUGUGGUGUCCUGAAGAUUGGUCCUCUGGAGGCUAAUAUCACAUCUAGCACUGUUGCUGGUUCUUCUUCCACUCGUUUCGGCUCCUCUUCUACCGCGUUGAGCAGCUCACGUCGGCUUUAG
Messenger RNA from Penicillium taxi, 783 nucleotides. RefSeq lists its product as uncharacterized. The record is from RefSeq and is a predicted model, not a curated record. The transcript has a single exon. Lineage: Eukaryota; Fungi; Ascomycota; Eurotiomycetes; Eurotiales; Aspergillaceae. Bases 1 to 783 code for a protein of 260 amino acids.